AUGAGUGAACUAUUGUUUAAGAAUUAUGAAAGUGAUUCUCAACUAGGAAACAGUACUAUUAGUGUUGAUCGCACCGAUGACAACGCCAGUAUCAUAUCUGAUGCCACUGAUCGUGGUACAAAUGAUUUCGGAAAUGAUGUCAAUGAGGAAUACGCAAACGAGAUAUCAUGCCAGUAUUGUGGUAUUGAUUCAACUGAUUGUUUGAUUAAAUGUCUUGGAUGUGACAAAUGGUUCUGUAAUGGUAAAAUGGAGUCAAGUUCCAGUCAUAUUGUUACUCAUUUGGUUUUAUCAAGACAUCAUACCGUUUCUUUACAUGAAGAUUCUCAUUUGGGAGAUACCACUUUGGAAUGUUAUAGUUGUGGUCAACAAAAUGUAUUCACAUUAGGUUAUAUCAAUGCUAAGGAAGAUCAAGUGGUUGUUAUUUUAUGUAGAUUACCAUGUUCACAACUCAAAGAUUCAAAUUGGGAUUCUACCAGUUGGAAACCAUUGAUUGAGGAGAGACAAUUCUUAUCUUGGAUCUCUUCUAUACCUACGGAAGAUGAUUCGAUCAAUGCCAGAAUGAUAACUUAUCAACAAAUGUACCAAUUAGAGAGUGGAUGGAGAAAUGAUAAAGAUAUAACUUUUAAUGAUUUAAAUCAUUCAAGUGAUAAAAAAGAUGAUCCUUCUGAGACCACCACUUUACCAACUUUAAUGAGAUAUAAUGAUGGAUAUCAAUAUCAAGCAUCAUUCGGACCUUUAGUGAAGUUGGAAAGUGAUUAUGACAAACAAUUGAAAGAAGCUCAAAAUUUAGACAAUCUUCAAAUCACUUGGUCACAAAAAUCAAAUGGUAAAAUUUGGGCUUCAUUCCCAGUGAAAAAUUUCGAAGCUAUUGAAUCCAAAGUUUCUUUGGGAGAUGGAAUGAUUUUGAGACAUUUCGAGUCUGAAUGGUUAGGUAAAGGUUCAAUUAUUGGUCUCCCUGAUGCUCAUCAAGAACUUUUCACCUUGGAAUUGAAUGAAUCUAAGUCUCCUCCCCCUAUCCCUAGAACUACAGGAUUCACAGCAGAAUUCAUUUGGAAAGGUGUAAGUUAUGAAAGAAUGCAACUGGCUUUGAAAACUUUUGCAAUAAGUGAAAAAUCCACUUCCUCAUAUAUUUAUCAUAAGAUUUUAGGUCAUGAUGUUAAACCUAUUGAAUUCGAUAUCGAACUUCCUAAACAACUCAGUAUUCCCAAAUUAGCCAAAUUGAAUGGUUCUCAAUCUAAUGCCAUAAGAAUGGUUUUGAAAAGACCAUUAUCUUUAAUUCAGGGCCCACCUGGUACAGGUAAAACUGUCACUUCAGCAACUAUUAUUUAUCAUUUAAACCGAAUGAAUGCCGGACAAAAAAUUCUUGUAUGUGCACCUUCUAAUAUAGCUGUUGAUCAUUUGGCAGAAAAAUUAGACUCUAUAGGUUUGAACGUUGUUAGACUCUUUGCAAAAUCAAGGGAAGAUGCCGAAUCUUCAGUCAGACAUUUAUCAUUGGAGAAUAAAGUUAUGCAAAGAGCUCAAGGAAGAUUGAAAAAUUUGAUUAGAUUACAAGAACAAGAAGGAGAAUUGAAAGGGAAAGAUUUCGAAGAUUAUUCAAGAAUGUUCAAAGCUGAAUCGACAAGUUUAUUGGAUAGAGCAGAAAUUAUUUGUUGUACUUGUGUCGGAGCAGGAAGUUUUAAAUUAGCCAAAUAUCAGUUCAGAAUGGUAUUGGUUGAUGAAAGUACUCAAGCAGCAGAACCUGAAGCUUUGAUUCCGAUAAUUAAAGGAAGUAAACAAGUAAUUUUGGUGGGAGAUCAUCAACAAUUGGGACCUGUUAUAUUGAAUAAAGAAGCCAGUGAUAGUGGAUUGAGUCAAUCGUUAUUCGAAAGAUUGAUUCUUUUGGGCCAUGUGCCUAUUAGAUUGGAAGUUCAAUAUCGUAUGAAUCCAUUCUUGAGUGAUUUCCCGUCUAAUAUGUUUUAUGAAGGUUCAUUGCAAGAUGGUGUUCUGACAGAGCAAAGAACUCUUCCAGUUUCUACAUUCCCUUGGCCGGUACCUAAUAUACCAAUGAUGUUCUGGGGUAAUUUUGGUACUGAAGAAAUCAGUGCCAGUGGAGUUUCAUUCUUGAAUAGGGUUGAAGCUAUGAAUGUCGAAAAAAUUAUCACCAGAUUAUUCAAAGGAGGCAUCCAACCUGAACAAAUCGGUGUUAUUACACCAUAUGAAGGUCAGAGAGCUUUCAUUACCCUGUAUAUGACAUUGAAUGGAUCUAUUUUUGAAAGGAAAGAUGACUAUGCAAGUAUUGAAGUUACCAGUGUCGACGCAUUUCAAGGUAGAGAAAAAGAUUUUAUCAUUUUAAGUUGUGUAAGAGCCAAUCAAGAUCAAAAAAUAGGGUUUUUGAAAGAUCCAAGAAGAUUAAAUGUGGCUAUAACCAGAGCAAAAUAUGGAUUAAUUAUUCUAGGUAAUACUCAAGCUUUAAGCAGAAACUUUUUAUGGAACGAGUUAUUAUUAUACUUCAGAGAAAAAGGUUGUUUAGUUGAUGGACCAUUGGAGAAUUUGAAAUUAUCAACUAUUCAAUUGAAUACCCCUUCAAUUCCUAAAACUUUUGCAAGAUCAACAUUAAAUUCCAUCAGUUCAAAUGCAAGUUCUUCCAUAGGUUAUCAAGAAAGUUCUAAUAAUUCAUCAGUGUCUUUCAGUAGCGAACGUUGGCCACAAUUAAGUAAAUCCAACACCAAUACUAUCAAUUCCAAUUUCUAUUCGAAAUUAUCCAAAUUAAAUCAAGAAUAUCAACAAAAUUCGUUUAAAAUCAAUGAAGAUGAUAUCAAAAGUAUUACCAGCUCUUUUGCUGAUGGGUUUAAUUUAAAUUAA
Molecule: messenger RNA, 2841 nt
Organism: Yamadazyma jaroonii
Lineage: Eukaryota; Fungi; Ascomycota; Pichiomycetes; Serinales; Debaryomycetaceae
Source: the annotation of a GenBank genome assembly